Messenger RNA from Eucalyptus grandis, 528 nucleotides. Its product is annotated as LRR receptor-like serine/threonine-protein kinase ERL1. The transcript is spliced from 3 exons. The record is from RefSeq and is a predicted model, not a curated record. Bases 1 to 528 code for a protein of 175 amino acids. Gene Ontology annotation, molecular function: protein binding. NCBI's taxonomy places the organism in Eukaryota, Viridiplantae, Streptophyta, Magnoliopsida, Myrtales, Myrtaceae.
AUGGGAAGAGUCACCGCCCUCAACUUGAAUAAUCAAAAGCUCAUUGGCACAAUACCUCCUGACAUUGGGAAUCUCACCUUCUUGAGGCGUGUUCAUCUAGAGGCGAAUCGGCUCCGAGGCAACAUUCCAGAAGAGUUCGGGAGGUUGUUUAGACUGAAGACUCUUGGCCUCUUGAAAAAUGAACUUGAAGGGGAGAUACCGCGAAAUUUGUCAUCUUGUAUCACAGGUCAUAUCCCUCCAGAAAUUGAGAAGCUAAAUGGUCUACAGGUCUUGGCGUUGUACAACAAUAGCAUCAGCGGUGAGAUUCCCCAUGGCAUUGGUAAUCUAUUUGAAGGAAGUAUACCGCCUUCUUUAAGGACCCUGAUUGGCCUUCAGUCACUAGAUCUCUCAAGAAACAAUUUUUCCGGUCAUAUUCCCAUCUAUUUCGUGAAUUUUACUGUGCUCGAAGUGUUGAAUUUGUCAUUCAACAACCUUGAAGGAGAGGUACCGCGGGAGGGAUUUUCAACGAUACAAAACGCAUAUCGAUAA